UCCUGCUCUUCCUCAUCCUCAUCCUCAUCCUCAGGUAUGAGUCCUAACCCUCAGCUGCAGCAUCAGCACCAACUCCUCAGACCGGAUCCGACGCGCGCGUCCACUCGGCGGCUUUUCCUCCUCAGGUGGAUGGAACGCACAGCCCACGGCCACAGGGGACACGCGCUGCGCAUUUUGACUGCGAACUUCACACAUUGACAAGAAGUGAUUGAACAAGAAGAAGAAGAAGAAAGAAGGAAAACACACCGGCCAUGGCGACAAUAGGGGAAUUCGACCCACUCAACUCCACGGUACCUGCCACGAAGAUUGAAGUCACCGUCUCCUGCAGAAACCUGUUAGACAUGGACACCUUCUCCAAAUCAGACCCAGUGGUGGUGUUGUAUGUUCAAGGCCUUGGCACUAAGGAGUGGAGAGAGUUCGGUCGGACAGAAGUGAUCGACAACACUCUGAACCCUGACUUUGUGCGGAAGUUUGUCCUCGAUUUCUUCUUUGAAGAGAAGCAGAACCUUCGCUUUGAUGUAUACAACGUGGACACCAGGAGUUCCAACCUUUCCAAACACAAGGACUUCCUGGGUCAGAUGUUCUGUACGCUGGGGGAGAUCCUGGGCUCGACUGGCAGCAGACUGGAAAGGACGCUGUCUGGGAUCCCUGGGAAAAAAUGUGGAACCAUCAUCUUCACAGCUGAGGAGCUCAGUAACUGCAGAGAUAUCGCCACCAUGCAGUUCUGCGCCAACAAGCUGGACAAAAAGGAUUUCUUCGGCAAGUCCGACCCGUUCCUGGUCUUUUACCGGAGCAACGAGGAUGGAACGUUCACCAUCUGCCAUAAGACCGAGGUGGUCAAGAACAAUCUGAACCCAGUGUGGCAGUCGUUUACCAUCCCCGUACGAGCGCUCUGUAAUGGAGACUAUGACAGGACGGUGAAGGUGGACGUUUACGACUGGGACAGAGACGGCAGUCAUGACUUCAUCGGAGAGUUCACCACCAGCUACAGAGAACUGUCCAGAGGCCAGAGCCAGUUCAACGUCUACGAGGUUUUGAAUCCUAAAAAGAAAGGCAAGAAGAAGAAAUACGUCAACUCGGGGACGGUGACGCUGCUGUCUUUCAAGGUGGAAUCAGAAUAUACGUUUGUGGACUUCAUUCGAGGAGGGACACAACUCAAUUUCACCGUGGCCAUCGACUUCACAGCAUCCAACGGUAACCCCUCCCAGCCCACCUCUCUGCACUACAUGAGUCCGUACCAGAUGAACGCCUACGCCAUGGCGCUGAAGGCGGUGGGCGAGAUCAUCCAGGACUACGACAGCGACAAACUCUUCCCAGCCUACGGGUUCGGAGCCAAACUCCCCCCAGACGGCAAAAUAUCCCACGCCUUCCCACUGAACUCCAACACAGAAAACCCAAACUGCGUGGCCAUCGAAGGCGUACUAGAGGCGUACUUCCAGAGUCUACGGACCGUCCAGCUCUACGGACCCACCAACUUCGCUCCUGUCAUCAGUCAGGUGGCCCGAUGUGCUGCAGAGGUGACGGACGGAUCCCAGUACUUCGUCCUGUUGAUGAUCACAGAUGGCGUCAUCUCAGACAUGGCUCAGACCAAAGAGGCUGUGGUCAACGCCGCCUCCCUGCCCAUGUCGAUCAUCAUAGUGGGAGUGGGCCCCGCUGAGUUUGAUGCUAUGGAGGAGUUGGACGGAGAUGAGGUGAGGGUGUCGUCCAGAGGGAGAUUCGCAGAGAGAGACAUCGUCCAGUUCGUUCCUUUCCGGGAUUACAUCGACCGCUCAGGGAACCAGGUCCUGAGCAUGGCCCGGCUGGCCAAGGACGUCUUGGCGGAGAUCCCCGACCAGCUGCUGUCCUUCAUGAAGAGCCGGGGAAUCGAACCCCGCCCCCCAGUGGCGGCCACUUCAGACUCCCCUUCGGUGUCCACCAACACCACCACCACCACUCCUGCAUCCAAGCAGCGCAACGUGCACGCCUGAAGCCGAGGCGGCCAAUGGGAACAGCGCAGGAGUUGAAGAUCUGAGCACAGCAGGAUGUGUUUGUGUGUUUGUGCAUGGAUUCAGGGUUGGACCAAAAAGAACCCAGUCACAACCAUUUCAAAAGUACAUUGAAAGGGAGAUCUAGCAGAUGGAAAAACAGUCCGUUCCUCUAAUAGUGU
Messenger RNA from Sphaeramia orbicularis (orbiculate cardinalfish), 2146 nucleotides. RefSeq names its product copine-9-like. Lineage: Eukaryota; Metazoa; Chordata; Actinopteri; Kurtiformes; Apogonidae. Gene Ontology annotation, biological process: cellular response to calcium ion. The record is from RefSeq and is a predicted model, not a curated record. Gene Ontology annotation, cellular component: plasma membrane. The transcript has 21 exons. Bases 252 to 1967 code for a protein of 571 amino acids. Gene Ontology annotation, molecular function: calcium-dependent phospholipid binding.